AUGAGCGUGUCCGACGACCACCACGUAAACGCAUACAACAACACCACCACUAACAACGAAAAAUGGCAACUGAAUGCAUGUCCAUCAAUCCAAACCACAACCAAGGCUCCGUGGGCUGUGUACGGCACAGACGAAAUAGAACUGCCACCGAUUCACCAUCCAAUCACCGUGGGCUGUCAGAUUCGUACACCGACCCGUGUGGCACCAGCUGUUGCUGCCCACAUCCGUAUUGUACCGGUCAGAUCCAAAACGAACCGGUUGUUAUGGUCAAUCGCGGCUCACAAUCAACAAUCGAUGAGAAUUUUACUAACAAAUCGUACACCGGAACAGGAACAGAACAAUCACACAACAGUCCUUUUUACAAAUAACCUGUCUGAUAACACCACCAGUUUUAUGGUCUACUUAAGUAUUCACUUCUGGGCGGAACACGAGACAUCCGGAUGGCCAACUUGUACAUUCAAUCAGACUCUGUCCACCGGAUCUAUUCGCCCGAUAAUGCGUGCGCAUGACACCUGGCAAUGUGACGUACGAUGGCGUCAACCAAACGAGGCCACGAAUGUAUCAAUUUGGAUUCGCUAUGCGAAUUUGUCCCAGUCCAUCCUGAUCUAUAACACUCCCGCGUUGAAUGGGACCGGUCCGAAACUACGUGGACUGCAUGGCAAUGUACGUCAUAUUAUGCAACUGAGUUGUGUCCGAACCAAACAAGAGCAAGCUCUGGUGCAUUUGUUCAACGCGAAUCAGAUCCCAAAUCCAGUCUCGUUUAGUUACAUAUGGGAUAUUGAAUUGCGUGAUGGACCACAGGGCCUAACACACGCGUUUAACUUGUCACAGCAUCACCCCACUCUGGUACUUCAACCGCUACACGAGGAGAAUUCCACAUUGGCUUGGUCCUAUCAUGUCGAUUCAAAUCAGUUGGUCGCAGAAUUUCCCCAUACAGGUCAACCGAUACCAGUCAGAGGACCUCGAGUCAUUUGUGCUCGAUGCCGUUCAGUCUACAUGGAACAGCUAAUGUGGUACGGAUCAGUAGAAUGUCAUCCUCUGACAGAGUGGCCUCUGAUCGACUCGACUGCACAAAACACAUCAGCUCCACAACCCAGUACCUUCAUGCUAAUUCUACGACAAAAAGAAAUGCCAACUCAAACGGUGCCCGAUAGGAUCAAAGGUAUCAGCACAUUCUAUACUCUGGAAUCGGUUCCAUACGAACUGGAAUGUAUUGUCUCGGGUGGUCUACCGCUGAACGAAACAAGAAAUUUGUCUCCUCAAUUGUGGCCCUCGAUCCACGGUUGGAAUGUGUCGACUGGAACACAUACUUUAGUGGCACAACAGAGCUGGCGCUUAAGUCCGUAUUCGCGGACAACACACAUUAAAUUGAACCCUAUCCAGAGAAUUCAACCGGAAUGCCGAUAUGCCAAUCAUUCCAUUAAAGUGAUUGUUCAACCGGUUCAUCCCACCGGGCCAAUUAUUACAGACGCUCAAGCAGUAGAUGUGCGAACAACAGGCGACCCAUCUGGGUCGCCCAUCAACUGGUACUGUCGAGCGGAAGGAUUUCCUCUACCGAACAUUUACUGGGAGCUUCGCUUACACGAUGCAGACCAACACAACACAUCUGAAUGGAUCAUGCUUCACGCAUGUCCCGCAUCAUAUCAGCCGAACUCUUUAUCUGACACACAAGUGUGUAACUUCACAACAUGGUCAUCGGAGCUUUCACAAGCUGAGCAAGUUAGAUGUCGAGCUACAAGCCACCAAACCACGGUGAUCAAGAGUCUGUUUCUGAGUGAACUUCGGCUUUUCGCUUCCCCCUCCUCCAUAUUGGCAAAAGCGACUCACAAUGUUACCCGCAAUGCAUGGGGACUGACAGAAGCACGCUGGAUGAUCAGUCUAUGUUCAUUAAUUCUCCUGGUAUUCGCUACGCUGAUCAUCAUAUCUUUAUGUGUUUAUCGUCGUACAAGAAAAAAGAUCGAGGAAUCCGGGCUACAUCCGAUAGCGAAUGCACUUUAUACGAAACCUUCACAAAGUGUGUAUUAUCGCCGGCAAGAUGAAGCGGACAUAUCUAUUUGCUGCAAACUGGGGAUAGAAAGUGACGCCGUCCGUGAACUGGUUUAUCUGCUUGGUUCGGUAGAACAACUGUUCCGAUGGCACAUACCCAAAGACUGUGUCGAAGUGACCGGUUUACACUUGGGGCUGGGACAUUAUGGUCGUGUUAUCAAAGGUUGGUACACGGAACCCCAGGUCGCACCACACUCACCAGUUAGGGUACCAGUAGCCAUUAAAACAGCCUCAGAGGAAUUGAGUAGCAGUCAAUGUUUACGCAAUGAAAUUCAGAUUUUACCUGGACUUUCUGAAGGGGCAAACAUUGCUCGUAUGCUUGGACUGAUAGUGGGCACUCGACGGGAUUUAAGUGAUACAUACUUGGUGCUUGAGUAUUGUGAACACCGAAGUUUGGCUGAGUUUGUGCGAAAACACGCAUCACAACUGACCGGAACUGAUAACCGAGCGCAGAAAACAAGCAUUCAUUCAUGCGAUUCAGGCGUGUACAGUAUGAACGGCACAGACUUAGGCACAGAUCCCACUAUUCCCAAAGAAGCAGUCUCAGUGGACUUCACCAACGCGCCACAUUCAUGCAUGACUGAAUCAAACCCAUCCUAUCGUUUGACUUAUCAGACCUUGUAUGAACUGGCUUGGGGUAUCGCGAAUGGAGUGGAUUUCCUUGCCCGGUCCGGGAUUAUUCAUCGUGACUUGGCUACAAGAAAUGUUCUGGUCGAUGCGUGUCACACACCAAGAAUAUGUGAUUUCGGCCUUGCAGUACGCAUCGUUCGCACCGACUCAGAGACUAUUCGAGACGAGUCUUAUCGUAUCACAUCAUUUCAAAAACAGCUCCCAUUUCGUAUUUUACCACUUGAAGCCCUUCGGGAACAAACAUUCUAUCUGGCCUCGGAUGUCUGGGAACUGGGCCUGCUAUUCUGGCAACUGUUUCAUCUGGAAAGUAAGAAACCGUUUGUGCAUGUGCGCAGCGCCGAGGAUUUAGUUCUCCAGCUUCAGAUUCAUUUUCGUAACUGUACAAAUACCACUGCCCAGGCCCCACCGGCAUUGGUCCGACCGCGGUUGGUGGAUGAUGAAUUGUGGUAUAUGAUGUGUCGAGCAUGGCAGGCGGAUCCGAAACGCCGACCAACAGCACAAGAAUUUUCCACCCUACUCAGCAUUAUCUUGGAUGGAAUGCGUAGUGAGAAGCGAACUAGCGGCACAGAGCCGGUGCAUGAAAGUGCACACGAACUAAACUACAUCACUUGUGUGGAUUUGAAUAGUACAGAUGUCGGAACGGACAAAACACUCCAGGAACUACGGGAACCGGAACCGCUAGUGUGA
This is a messenger RNA of Echinostoma caproni, 3363 nucleotides long. The record is from the annotation of a GenBank genome assembly. NCBI's taxonomy places the organism in Eukaryota, Metazoa, Platyhelminthes, Trematoda, Plagiorchiida, Echinostomatidae.